Molecule: messenger RNA, 2668 nt
Organism: Lutzomyia longipalpis
Lineage: Eukaryota; Metazoa; Arthropoda; Insecta; Diptera; Psychodidae
Product: glutathione hydrolase 1 proenzyme-like
Exons: 6
Coding region: 471-2456 (661 amino acids)
Biological process (GO): glutathione catabolic process
Cellular component (GO): plasma membrane
Molecular function (GO): glutathione gamma-glutamate hydrolase
Source: RefSeq, a predicted model, not a curated record
GCUAUCCUGCACACAUUCCCGUGUGGUGUUUGUGCCUCUCCUCAGGGUCACUCCGUGGCUGGUCGUGUGUGGGCCAAUUGGGUGACGGAAGAGGCACACCAGAGGCAUUCGAGUGACUUUUUGGAAGCUCAUCGCCUCACACACACUCUGCCCGAAAUGGAGGCAGGCACCAGCUGUGCCCAAACACCGACUCCCAGUCACUGCGGAGCACGCGGGCUGUCGGGGUAUCUGGGCUAGGAGAGCCAACCAAAUCAUUGCGUAAGGCUUACCCGCGAUAACGUUCCUCCACCACGCGGAUUUAGAGAGCUUUUCUUUAUACCAAAGUGUGCCAGGAGUGCGUGCCCUGUGACAUGAAGUGAUCACACACAUGGAAAAAAAAUUGUGCGAGUGUUUCCACGAAUCCCUGAAUUAACUCCUUGGUGCUGAACCACAUUAACAGAACUAACACACAGGAAGUGAAGGGGGUGAAAAUGACGAGAUUCACGGAUGAAUCAGGGAUUAAGUGUCGCUUCGGGAGACGUGAGAAAUUCCCGCCAGUUGCUGAGGAGGACCCAGCAGAGGAUCAGAAUGCGCGACUCUUGCAUCAGAAUCACGAGGGAAAGUGCCCCAAAAAUAGAUGUGCCUUCGUCAGCCAAUGCUGUAGCUGCUGGACUCGGAUGAGCUACUGCAACAGGGCAGUGCUCCUGGGAACAGCCGGCAUUCUCUUGUCCCUGUGUGCCCUAGCCUUCUAUGUGGGCAUCUAUUCGCCAAACUGGUGGCGAAUUGCCGUAGACAAGCCGGCGCCAAAGGGGGUUUUGCACCCACCCAAUCCAGAAGUACCACAGCCACCGUCCCCAUCGACUCAGCACGUCUUCCAGAAUGCCGCUGUAUGCUCAGACUCUGACGUGUGUAGUCGCAUUGGCAGGGAUGUCUUUACGCGCGGCGGACAUGUGGUGGAUGCAGCUAUUGCCACCAUGUUCUGCCUGGGAUUAACCAACAUGCAGAGCAUGGGCAUUGGGGGUGGCUUCAUCAUGAACCUCUACCUACGUGAUCAACAGAAGGCCUACACGUUGGACGCCAGGGAGAUCUCUGCAUCAGCUGCUUUUGAAUCCAUGCACCUCCAUGAUCCCAAUACGACGAUCGAGGGCCCUCUGUCUCUGGGCACGCCAGGUGAAUUGAUGGGCUACUGGGAGGCGCAUCAGCGCUUUGGGCGUCUCCCGUGGCGGGAUCUCGUUGCUCCGGCCAUCAAAGUGUGCGAACAGGGAUUCCCCAUGAGUCGUCAUAUGGAGGAUUCCACAAAGAUCAAUCCACGCAUCCAGUACGAUCCUAUGCUACGCAGUAUGCUCUUCAAUGAAACCACCGGAACAUUCAGGAGAAUGGGAAGCAUAGUGCGCCCUACAAAGUUGUGUGAAACAUUGAGGAUUGUUGCUGAAAAUGGUGGGACUGAUCUCUACAAUGGAACUCUGGCGGAUCUCUUUGUGGAAGAUCUCAAAGAGCUAGGCAGCAUCAUCACGCGGGAAGAUCUUCAAGCUUACCGCGUAAAGUGGUCAGACUCGAUCCCUAUCAAAAUGAAUGGGGACACAAUGUACAUCAUUCCACCGCCAGGCAGCGGGCUUCUUCUUGGCUUCAUCAUGAAGAUCCUCAAAGGAUACCACUUCACCCCGGAAAAUAUUGCAACAAAGAAUGAGACAAUCAGAACGUACCAUCGUAUCAUUGAGGCCUUUAAGUGGACCUAUGGUAAGAGAACAGAGAUCGGAGAUCCGGACUUUGUGGACAUUACCCAGCUAAUCAACGAUCUCACAUCGGAUGAGUAUGCAGAGCAAAUAAGGCUGAAGAUUGAGGAUACAUUCACAAGCCAAGAGCCAAAGGACUACGGAGGAAACUUCCACAUUUCUGAAGAUCACGGAACAGCUCAUAUCUCUCUCCUAGCACCCAAUGGAGAUGCCGUCUCUGUGACUAGCUCCGUUAACUUCUACUUUGGAUGUGGGAACAUGGGCAACCGCACAGGGAUCAUCUUCAACAGUGGCAUGGAUGACUUCUCCUCACCCGGACUGAAAAACUACUUUGGUCUUCCGGGAUCCCCGCCUAAUUACAUUCGCCCCCGAAAGCGGGCGCUCUCCUCCAUGUCCCCCACAAUUGUCGUUGGCAAUGAUGGGAAUGUUAAGCUGGUGAUUGGGGCUGCGGGAGGGACAAAGAUCACAACAGCUGUAGCCAUGGCAACAAUGAGAAUCUUGUGGUUUGGACAGGAUGUCAAGGAGGCCGUUGAUGCUCCACGUUUCCAUCAUCAACUCAUUCCCAUGUGGGUGGACUAUGAGUACGGUAUGGAGGAUUAUCUGGUGGAUGGACUGGAGAAGCUGGGCCAUAAGACAAAUCGCUACAAUUACCGUGGCUCCAUCAUUUGCGCCAUCAAGAAGAACGACACAGCAAUCUAUGGAAAUGCAGAUUUCCGCAAAGAGGGAGAUGUCUUUGGAUUCUAAAGACCUCACAGCAUCCCCCAAAAGUAGCUUUAUAUUCCUCAAUUAGAAGAAAAAAGAAAUACUUCCUCACAUCUCAGCUUCGUUGCGUAGCUUCCAUUUAGGCAGCGGGAAGUAUUUAAAUAAUUUUACUAAAUAAGUUUUCUGCAAAUCUUCACUAUAGAAUUUUAUGAAUUUUAUUCUAAAUAAACGUAUUAUUUUUAUACGGUAAAAAA